AUGGCUGCUGUCUCAUUGUUCAUUCUGCUUGCACUCUUUCACCCUGCUUUUUCUUUUCCUUGCCGACCUUUUCCAUGUGGAGAAUUGGGUGAGAUCUUUUUCCCCUUCACCAACAUCGAAACUGAUGAGAGAUGCGGUCCCUUUGUGGCGGAUGGCUGCAAAGAAGAAAUUAAGAAGGUCCAACUAGGGAGGGGAUCUCAAAAAUGGUAUCAAAUUGAAAGUAUCUUCCAAGACCCUUUCCAUUAUCCUCAUUGGAGUGAAAUUUCCAUUACUGACAUAGAGCUCCAGAGUAAGUUGAAUUCCAGGAAAUGUGAGUCCUUCCAGAAUCUGAGUCUUCCCAGUCUCCCUUACACUAAUUUCAAAAUUACGUCCAAACUAACAACCCUCCACAAAUGCAACAGCUCUAAAGAUUAUCCAAAAACUCAGUUUCAUUAUAACAAUUACUCGAAGUGCCCCAACUUCAAAAUCUAUUACGCUCGCAAGCAUAAUGCAAAUUUAUUACAGAGUCCUCCGCUUGAGUGUCCAAUUGUGAAGCUUCCAUUAAACAAAAACAAUAGUCAUGACGACGUAUUCCAAAUGUUAACAGCUAAUUUCUCUCUUCAUGUGCGCAUACGGCCUGAUUGUUACAAGUGUCAAUUACACGGGGGCAAAUGUAGAAACAACAAUGGAGGCUUCAAUUGUACUGGUGCGAAUGAAUACAGAAAUAUACCAUUUCCUGCUCUUCCUACAUCUUUAGAAGGACACAAAGGUAAAUGCAGGCAUAUUUCUUUGACACUAAAAUGA
Molecule: messenger RNA, 783 nt
Organism: Hevea brasiliensis (rubber tree)
Lineage: Eukaryota; Viridiplantae; Streptophyta; Magnoliopsida; Malpighiales; Euphorbiaceae
Product: LEAF RUST 10 DISEASE-RESISTANCE LOCUS RECEPTOR-LIKE PROTEIN KINASE-like 1.1
Exons: 1
Coding region: 1-783 (260 amino acids)
Biological process (GO): phosphorylation
Molecular function (GO): protein kinase activity
Source: RefSeq, a predicted model, not a curated record